AUGGUCAGGGAAGAUGACUCAGAGAAAAAAGAUGCAAAAAUUGCUGUUGCAGCAACCCAUUCCAACUGCAUCAUUAAAAAGGAGCAAGAGACUUGUCUGGAGAAGAUCCGGAGGGCGACGGCCCUGAACCCUCUCAAUGACUCUUCUCCGGGUUGCCCAGGAAUGUGGGACAAUAUCACAUGUUGGAAACCUGCAAGUGUGGGAGAAAUUGUCUUUGUCAAGUGUCCUGCACUCUUCAGAUUUAUCAUCUCUGAGGAUGGUUGGGAAGUGGAUAAUUUGGGGCAAACCCAUGCAGGUGAUUAUGACCUGCUGGAAAGCACAGCCCAGUCUCUCCUAGGGGACAUCAGCAGGAAUUGUACUGAAGAUGGCUGGUCCGAACCUUUCCCUCAUUAUUACGAUGCCUGUGGCUUUGAUGAGAACGAGACAGAGUCUGAUAACCAGGAUUACUACUAUCUCUCGGUGAAGGCUCUGUACACGGUGGGAUACAGCACUUCCCUGGUUUCCCUCACCACUGCCAUGGUCAUCCUGUGUCGCUUCAGGAAGCUUCACUGCACUCGGAAUUUCAUCCACAUGAACCUUUUUGUUUCAUUCAUCCUCCGUGCAAUAUCUGUGUUCAUUAAGGACGGGGUUCUUUAUGCUGAGCAGGAUGGAAACCACUGUUUUAUCUCCACGGUGGAAUGCAAAGCAGUGAUGGUGUUUUUUCACUACUGUGUCAUGUCCAACUACUUCUGGCUGUUCAUCGAGGGGUUGUACCUCUUCACAUUGUUGGUGGAAACCUUCUUCCCCGAGAGGAGAUAUUUCUACUGGUACACAAUCAUUGGCUGGGGUACCCCGACAAUUUGUGUCACUGUCUGGGCAGUGCUGAGGCUCCACUUCGAUGACACUGGCUGCUGGGACAUGAAUGACAACACUGCCUUGUGGUGGGUGAUCAAGGGUCCCGUGGUUGGGUCAAUCAUGAUAAACUUUGUGCUUUUUAUUGGCAUAAUUGUGAUACUUGUGCAGAAACUCCAGUCACCUGACAUCGGGGGCAAUGAGUCCAGCAUUUACUUCACCCUCCCUCUUCCUCCCAGAUGCAGCUGCAGUCCCUGCCCAGGACACUUGCGCAGCUGCGUUCAGAAAUGCUACUGUAAGCCUAAGAGGGCUAACCAGCACUCUUGCAAGAUGUCAGAACUAUCAACCAUUACCCUGAGACUGGCUCGCUCCACCCUGCUGCUGAUCCCUUUGUUUGGAAUUCACUACACGGUGUUUGCCUUUUCUCCUGAGAAUGUCAGUAAGAGGGAGAGGCUGGUGUUUGAGUUGGGACUGGGAUCCUUCCAGGGUUUUGUUGUCGCUGUUCUCUACUGCUUCUUGAAUGGGGAGGUGCAAUCAGAAAUAAAGAGAAAAUGGAGGAGCUGGAAAGUCAACCGGUAUUUUGCUGUGGAUUUCAAACAUCGCCAUCCUUCUCUAGCGAGCAGCGGAGUGAACGGGGGGACACAACUCUCCAUUCUGAGCAAGAGCAGCUCUCAGAUUCGGAUGUCCAGUAUAAAUGCAGAGAACCUGGCGACAUGAGCAGCUGAGGAGAGCAAAGGAACCAACGAGCAAACCAAAAACCAUCCCUUGAAAAAGAAAAAA
Messenger RNA from Lonchura striata (white-rumped munia), 1611 nucleotides. The record is from RefSeq and is a predicted model, not a curated record. Lineage: Eukaryota; Metazoa; Chordata; Aves; Passeriformes; Estrildidae.